This is a messenger RNA of Maniola jurtina (meadow brown), 3285 nucleotides long. RefSeq lists its product as uncharacterized. The record is from RefSeq and is a predicted model, not a curated record. NCBI's taxonomy places the organism in Eukaryota, Metazoa, Arthropoda, Insecta, Lepidoptera, Nymphalidae. The transcript has 10 exons. Gene Ontology annotation, molecular function: hexosyltransferase activity. Bases 174 to 1904 code for a protein of 576 amino acids. Gene Ontology annotation, cellular component: membrane.
CCCUGAUCUGCAGUCAAAUGUCUGAUAUCGAGCGAAGGCCCGUCGCCAAUUUUAUUUUAAAAUUUUCCCAAAAAUUUAAGUUUUAAGCCCAAAUUCUAUUCAAUAGUUAUGAAAUAGUGUACAGUGUAAAUUGUGAUCUAUAUAAUUUUUUCUUACGACAAUAAAACCAUCACAUGGCACGCGAUGUCCACCUUCAAUGGGACGAUGACGACCACUCUACCACAGACAGAGACAGCGAUGACAGCCCCAUACUUAACUACAGAUACGACAAACACCGUCGCUACGAAUACACCAUCCGCGAGCUCAAGCCAGAGCGAGAGAGGAGAUGGGCGGUGACGCUCGCCGCCAAGUGCUCUCUUUUCAGCACCGCCAUGAUCCUCUUCUGCGUUCUUCUGUACAUUCCUGUAUACAACAGGGCCAACGACCAGCUGCCUAAAGUGGCCGUGGCAGGCUGGUCAAUGCACACAAACCGGGAUACAAAAAUAUACGUCCAGCCAGACAAUGUGACAACUAUACACGAGCCGAAAGACGUAUGCCCCAAAGCCACCAGAAGUAAAACUAACAACCUAUUCCUACUAAUAGUGGUCUGUUCGUCCACUAGCAACUUUGACAGACGGACAGCUAUCAGAGAAACAUGGGGAAACUAUAAGAAUUACCUAAAAUCCGGCAAAAUUUUCAACGCAAUCAGAGAGAAGUACAGCAAAUAUAACUACACUUAUGAUCUGUACAAGGAGUCCAUUAACCCAAGGUUAAAUGUUAAUCUAAGUUUAAAUAAACUAGUUAGGAAGAAACGUGACAUAUCCGUGCUUGGCCGGGUCUUGCCAGAGUUGGCCAAGGCUUUGCAAAGCAAUUUGGCCAAUGACAACGCCAAUGAACGCCAGGAGAAAAGGUUUGAAGAUGAAAAAGAGGAGGUCUUGCCAGAGUUUGAUAUGGAAAAGGAGUUGGAUGAAAACGAUGAUUUGAAUAUGGAUUAUGAUUAUCCUUCGAACGUUAUGAAGAUACCUCCGAAAGGCUACGAAGAUAAUCCAGAUCUGGACGAAGUGUUGUCUAUGUUGAAAAAGUCAAAAGACUUCCCUAAAGAGGAGAUUUUGGAGGAAGAUCCUGGCAACACUGUAGAUUUUAAGCUGGUCUUCCUCCUGGGGUUGCCAUCUCAAGACAACGACACAUCGAUCCAGGACAAGAUCGAACAGGAAGUGGAGAAGUAUGGUGAUGUGAUUCAAGAGGGAUUCAUUGAUUCUUACAAUAAUUUGACGUUGAAAUCUAUUAUGAUGCUGAAAUGGGUGACUAACAAUUGCAAUGAGAGUGUCCGUUACAUCCUCAAAACUGAUGACGAUAUCUACGUGAAUAUCCCAAACUUGGUGCUCAACCUACGGAACCGCUCUCAAGUCCACGACAGCACCAAGGCUCAGGAGAAGGAGUAUUUGCUGAUAGGGGACCUUAUAUGUGGAGCCAGACCAGUUCAAGACGUUAGUAAUAAAUGGUACAGUCCACGCUACAUGUACGGCGGGCGGGUGUACCCCCGGUACCUGUCCGGUACGGGGUACGUAUUGUCAUCCCGUACCGCCGCGGUGCUGUACGAGGCGGCUCUACGUACCAGCUACUUCCAUCUGGAGGACAUCUAUAUCACUGGCAUGUGCGCAGUGAGAGCAAAACCGCGCAUAGUUCCACGCGACGAGCCUGGGUUCUCAUAUACCGCGGUAGGGAAUAAUGCCUGCGCCACACACUCGCACUUCACCGCGCACCGCGUCGAGCCGGCACACAUGCGACACAUCGCGACACGACUUUUGGAUACGCAACUUGUUGACAAAUGCGAAAGAAUGCGUCUUACGCAGGUGCAUUUAAGUCAAAGCCGAAUGUAUGUUGUAUACAAGUACCUCCAAUUAUUCGUCUCUAAUGAGUGCUGAGGAAUUCCUGUUUACGGUCACACACAGUCAGGUGAAUUCAAAGCCGCUUGCAGACUACGGCGUUCAGUGUUGCUAAAAUUAUAAAUUCUGAAAAAAAUCUAAUUUAAAAACUAUUUGUCACUAAAAGUUUACUAUAAGCUGAAAUCUGAAAAUAUAUUAUUAUGAAAUCCAUGUCAUUGGUGGGGAUAAUAUUUGACCUAAUACUGAAAAGAAAAGGGAACGAGUAUAAUUUUUUUCUCUUAUGAAUCUUAUUUUUAUCUCAACUUUAACUUAUUUUGAAAAAGUUACGCUUAGUUGAAGGGAAGGGCAUGGUUUUGCAGUUUUUGAAUGCGUUUUUGAAAACGGUUUUUUUGCUCACGUGUGUUCUACUCUUAAGGACUUUGAAGCUUUAAAUUUUCAAAAAUUAACUUUUCAGUGCUCAAAAAGAUCUCAAAGAGAUUAAUAUAUUUCUUUUUUUUUUUUUGAAUCUAUAAUUUUAAGUGCUCUUAUUUUUCUAACUUUAAAUUUUUAGUGAAAUUAUCUCGUAAUAAUUAGUUGAAAAUAAUUUAAUAUUUUAUCAUUUGACUGUAAAAAAUAUAAAAAUGUUUUUGCUAUGCAUAUAUUUCUUCCAAAUUUUAAAAUUUUAUUUUUGUUAUUUUUAUUCCAAUUGGUAACUAAAAUAUUUUUAAUGUGUGAAUACUUAGACAAUGCAGCUAUAUGCAAAAAAAUAUUUUUAUUCUAAAAUGCAGUUAUUGGGUUAUGAUUUUAAACAGUAGGAAAUUGUAAAUACAUUGACUAACGCAUAUUUUUUUAAAUUUUACUUUUAAUAAAAUAUUACUGUUCACGGGGCCCAAAUAUUGGCCUAGCGUGAGCUUUUUUGGAAAAAAUAAAAUAAAAUUCAAAAUUGAAUUACAAUUUUCAAAAUUUGCUUCGAGUUAUGACAAAAAAGCUUCUUUGAUUUCAUAAUCAUCUUUUAUUUAUCAUUUCAUUUGGUACAUCGCAUCUUCACAUGAUUCCAUAAUAGGUACCUAAUAUGUGUUUUUUAAAAUCCAGUUGUAUAAUUCCAAAUUUUCAGGUGUAUAAUUUACAUUUUUAGAGUGAAAACUAAAUUUUGUAAAAUUUCGUAUUAUUUAUUUCAACGGAGUAGAUAUUUUUUUAUAUGUUAAGCGAAAAUUGUAACUAUGUAUGUGUAGUUUUUACUCUUUUUACCAAAUUGUUCUCAUAUACUUAUUGGCAUUCCAUUUUUUUGAAAAUUUAAUAUUUUAGGAUUUACUUUAGGAUAUUAUUUGGUUCCUUAGGUACUUAUAGAAAAAUUACUUAUUGGACUUAAUGUUUAGGGUUUUUUAAAAAUCUUUUUUUUUUCAUUCCUAUGUAUAUUGCUCAAAAUUCAAAAUUUAUUUCA